Drosophila innubila is the source of this 753-nucleotide messenger RNA. RefSeq lists its product as uncharacterized. The record is from RefSeq and is a predicted model, not a curated record. The coding region runs from base 1 to 753 and encodes 250 amino acids. The transcript is spliced from 3 exons. NCBI's taxonomy places the organism in Eukaryota, Metazoa, Arthropoda, Insecta, Diptera, Drosophilidae.
AUGAUAACAAGUUGUUACCUUGGCCCAGUGGCCAUUUGCCUAUUGGCCAUAAUUGUGACAGUUUCAGGACAUGUUAAUGCGUACCGAAAGUUUGGACAGGAUUGUCGGGAUAUUAGCUGUGCUGGCAACGAAAGAUGCAUCGUUUCGCAUGUGGCCUGUGAGAGGGAUCAACGGGAUGGCGAACAUUGUGGAUUGUAUCCAAGAUGCGUGGAGCGUGCAAUGAAUGCAGAUCAGCAAUUGAUCGACACCACAUCCACCACAGCAAACACACUUACACCCAUCUAUAGUCCCAUCACCAGCACGAUCCAAUUGAACCAUCAACUGAACCAUCAACUGAAAAUUAAGCCCCACACGGACUUUGAGCUGCUGAAUCAGGAAUCUUUCGCUGAUCCAGCUGAAAGCCAUGCAAAACAGCUACAGGCCAAUGUUCUGGUCGUUUUACAGGAUGGCGCCAAACAGCCCAAUAUUAAUCCCAAUCAAAAUCAGAACUUCUACACUCAGCCCUGGCGACAGUACUGCAGUCCUUAUUAUCCUUACACUUGUAAUUAUCCGUCCUCACCUUAUCUGCCCUCUGGCCCCAGGUCUGUGCCGUCUUACCCCAAUGCCCGUGCCGGAAAUGGGCGUCAAUUGAUGCCUCCCGCACCGCCUUGCUACUACAAUUGUUACCCCCGAUUUUCAAACAGCUAUCCACUUGGUACAUCAGUUAGACCCUCAUCUUUGAUCAACAACUAUCUGAUGUAUAUCACAAUUUAG